GGCCCUGAAUCAUUAUUCUAACUUGUUCCCAAGACCCUGAGUGCUGUCCAUGGCUCUGGUGCCCGGCCGUCCAAGUCUCCUUCGAUGCUCUGCUUAGGGAUGGCCUUUGGCGUUACAUUCCUCCUGGGUGGUGAGUGGGGGCCUCAGUGCUGGAGAAGCCUCUGGGGAAGGUAUUUACCUGUCCUCGCUUCUUGUCAUGGAUUCAACUUGGACGUGGAGGAGCCCCAGGUCUUCCGAGAGGAUGGAGCUGGCUUUGGGCAGAGCGUGGUCCAGUUUAGCAGAUCUAGGCUUGUGGUGGGAGCGCCCCUGGAGGUGGUGAUGGUCAACGAAACCGGACGCUUGUACAGCUGUAACGCUGCCACCGGCCUGUGUCAGCCCAUCUCAUUGCACACUCCCCCAGGGGCCUUGAACAUGUCCCUGGGACUGUCCCUGGCGGCCUCCAUCAACUGCUCCCAGCUGCUGGCCUGCGGCCCGACUGCACACAGAGUCUGCGGGAAGAACAUGUACGUGGAGGGGUCCUGCCUCCUGCUGGACUCCCAACUACAGAGCAACCGGACAGUUCCAGAGGCCCAGCCAGUGUGUCCACAUUCAGAGAUGGACAUCGCCUUCCUGAUGGAUGGCUCUGGCAGCAUCGACCCAAGUGACUUUAAGAGGAUGAAGGACUUUGUCAGAGCUGUGAUGGGCCAAUUUGAGGGGACCAACACCCUGUUCUCGCUGAUGCAGUACUCCAACCUCCUGAAGACCCACUUCACCUUCACCAAGUUCCAGACCAGCGCCAGCCCUCAGAGCCUGGUGGACUCCAUCAUCCAGCUGAAAGGACUGACGUACACAGCCACAGGCAUCCUGACGGUGGUGAAAGAACUAUUUCACAGGACGAAUGGGGCCCGCAAAAGUGCCAAGAAGAUUCUCAUUGUCAUCACAGAUGGACAGAAAUACAAAGACCCCUUGGAAUACACAGAGGUUAUCCCCCAGGCUGAGGAAGCGGGCAUCAUCCGAUAUGCCAUUGGGGUAGGUGGUGCCUUCCAGGAAACCUCUGCCAGGCAGGAGCUGGACGCCAUCGGCUCUGCCCCCUCCCAGGACCACGUGUUCAAGGUGGACAACUUCGAAGCGCUUGGCAGCAUCCAGAAGCAGCUACAGGAGAAGAUCUUUGCGGUGGAAGGAACCCAGUCGAGGACAAGUAGCUCAUUCCAGUAUGAGAUGUCACAGAAAGGCUUCAGUUCAGUGUUCACAAUGGAUGGACCAGUUUUGGGGGCUGUGGGGAGCUUCGACUGGUCUGGAGGAGCCUUCCUGUACCCCCCAAAUACGAGCCCCACCUUCAUCAACAUGUCUCAGGAGAAUGAGGACAUGAGGGACUCUUACCUGGGUUACUCCACUGAGCUGGCGCUUUGGAAGGGGGUACAGAGCCUGGUCCUAGGGGCCCCCCGCCAUCAGCACACCGGGAAGGUUGUCAUCUUCAUCCAGGAGUCCAGGCAAUGGAGGCCGAAGGCUGAAGUCACAGGGACCCAGAUCGGCUCCUACUUCGGGGCCUCCCUCUGCUCCGUGGACGUGGACAGAGACGGCAGCUCCGACCUGGUCCUCAUCGGGGCUCCCCAUUACUAUGAUUCAACUCGGGGGGGCCAGGUGUCAGUGUGCCCCUUACCCCGGAGGAGGGCUAGGUGGCAGUGUGAGGCCAUUCUCCGUGGGGAGCAAGGCCACCCCUGGGGCCGCUUUGGGACAGCCCUGACAGUGCUGGGGGACGUGAAUGGGGACAAGCUGACGGACAUAGCCAUCGGGGCACCGGGAGAGCAGGAGAACUCGGGUGCUGUCUACCUGUUCCAUGGAACCUCAGGACUGGGCGUCAGCCCCUCCCACAGCCAGAGGAUUGCAGGCUCCCAGUUCUCCCCCAGGCUCCAGUAUUUUGGGCAGUCGCUGAGCGGGGGUCAGGACCUCACCCAGGAUGGACUGGUAGACCUGGCUGUGGGAGCCCAGGGGCACGCACUGCUGCUCAGGACCAGACCUGUGCUCAGGGUGUCGGUCAGCAUCCACACCAUGCCGACGGAGAUUUCUAGGUCUAUGUCCGAAUGUCGGGAGCAGACAUCCUCUUUCCAGACACUGGGUGACGCCAAUGUCUGCCUUCAUGUUUAUGCAAGUCCCAAGGACAGGCUGCGUGACCUCCAGAGCACUGUGACCUUUGAUCUGACCCUCGACCCUGGCCGCCUGAGUCCCCGCGCCAUCUUCAAGGACACAAGCCGGCCGCAGGCGCGCUCCCUGCCCCUGACCUGUGAGAGCGCCCCAGCGGGGAGCCCGGGGAUCGGCAGCGCCCGCUGCAGCAUCAAACACCUCAUCUUCCGCGAGGGGGCCCAGAUGACCUUCACGGCCACCUUCGACGUCUCCCCCAAGGCCCAGCUAGGAGACCGGCUACUUCUGACGGCCAAUGUGAGUAGUGAGAAUAAUUCCCCCAGGACCAGCAAGAGAACCUCCCAGCUGGAGGUCCCCGUGAAGUAUGCUGUCUACUCGGUGAUCAGCAGCCAUGAAGAGUCCACCAGGUAUCUCAACUUCUCGGCCUCAGGGGAGAAAGAAAGCAGCAUGGUCCAGCACAGAUACCAGGUCAACAACUUGGGUGCCAGGGACCUGCCCAUCAGCAUCAACUUCCUGGUUCCUGUGGAGCUGAACCAGGUGUCUGUGUGGACAGAUGUAGAGGUCUCCCACCCCCAGAACCUGUCUAUUCAGUGCUCUUCAGAGAGAAUAGCACCCACAAAGUCCAACUUUCUCGCUCACAUUCAAGAGAACCCUGUGCUGAACUGUUCCAUGGCUGACUGCCUGCGGUUCCGCUGUGACGUUCCCUCCUUCGGCAUCCAGGAGGAACUUGACUUUAUCCUGAAGGGCAACCUCAGCUUCGGCUGGAUCAGCCAGACAUUGCAGAAGAAGGUCUUGGUCGUGAGUGUGGCUGAAAUCACGUUCAACAGAUCUGUGUAUUCCCAGCUCCCAGGACAGGAGGCGUUUCUGAGAGCCCAGGUGGAGACAGUGCUGGAGGAGUACGAGGUCCACAACCCGGUACCCCUCAUCGUGGGCAGCUCUGUGGGGGGCCUGCUGCUGCUGGCUCUCAUCACAGCCACCCUGUACAAGCUUGGCUUCUUCAAACGUCAGUACAAACAAAUGCUGAACAACAAGCCUGAAGACAUUGCCACACUCAAUGAGAAGGAUUUCAGCCACGAGGCCCCACAUCUGCCUUCAUCCUAAUAACCCACUUCCUGCUCAUCUCUAGCCCCCUGGUUGGUGUUGCUUAGCCUAGAGAUCUCUUCUGUGGGAAGAACUUCCGCAUCGAUCUGGACUGAACUAAGCAAGUUACCAGAUCUAUGCUACCUUCCCAGGACCUUGAGAGACUUUUAUGUUGUGACAUAUCUGUCAGACGUCUUCAGUGACAAUCCACCUCUUACAGAAGCAGGCAUGAUGCUAGCAUGCAUUUUCCUGUGUAUGGGAAUUGUCACAUUAAAUGAGGAUGUUUGUAACA
Hipposideros armiger (great roundleaf bat) is the source of this 3490-nucleotide messenger RNA. Its product is annotated as integrin alpha-D-like. The transcript is spliced from 27 exons. The coding region runs from base 85 to 3219 and encodes 1044 amino acids. Gene Ontology annotation, molecular function: integrin binding. Gene Ontology annotation, biological process: cell-matrix adhesion; cell adhesion mediated by integrin; integrin-mediated signaling pathway. Lineage: Eukaryota; Metazoa; Chordata; Mammalia; Chiroptera; Hipposideridae. The record is from RefSeq and is a predicted model, not a curated record. Gene Ontology annotation, cellular component: integrin complex; external side of plasma membrane.